CACCAGGUGAAGACCUCCACAGAGGCUGAGCACUGCACUCGCUCUUUCCCACCGUCUUCUGUCCCCUUCUCCCAGUGCAUCCAACUGAUUGACACCUGCCUGCUGUUACGUCUACACCUAGAGCACCCAGAGGCUCGACUUCCUCUCCUGUGUGUGUGGCAGCAAGUGAUCACCCAAACUGAUGAGGAGCGGCUGAUUGAGUUAAAAAUAAGUUCCUUUUUUUCUUAUUUGCUGAGCGGAAAGAAUGUCGGAAAGGGCCGAGGAUGACGUCAGGGGGGAGCAGCGCCGAGCGGCCAGGCAGCAGCUGAAGCAGCAGCAGCAGAUCCAGCGGGGAGAAGGCUCCACAGCAAUGGCGACUGUUGCGGAGCGGAGAUCCUUGCCUAGUCCAGAAAUAAUGCUGGGACAGCCUUGGAGCAAGUGGGUCGACGCCGCCAAACUCCACGGUAACGACGGUGCUGAAUCGGAGGAAAGUUUUAAAGACCUCGGGAAAAAUCGAGAAGCCAUGCGUUUGUGCAGAGAAGACAUGCCCAUAUUUGGACAGUGUCCCGCGCAGGACGACUUCUACCUGGUGAUGUGCAGCCACUGCAGUCAAGUAGUCAAGCCCCAAGCCUUCCAAGCACACUACGAGAGAAGACACAGUUCGGCCAGCAAGCCAGCUUCCACCUCGCCCUUCCCUGUGCCAGGCAGGAACCGGAGUAGCAGCGGCGCGCUCGGGUCUGGACUGGUCUCGGGGUCCGCAGCUGGAGUGGCGAGUGGAGGGAUCCACGGCCGACCUUCCACCGCCGGAUCCAGCUUAUCCUCUUCUUCGACGUCCUCCUCCAAUCCCAAACUCCUCAAACAAGCCAAAGAUAAGCUGCCAGGCAUUCAGCGAAGACCUUCCUUCCCCUCUUUCAGGAUGCCGCCAGAAAAAAUCCUCACCCCGGCUGUCAAGGUGGAGAAGAUGCAUCUGAAUGUGGACUCGUCAGCCAAAUUGGUGCAGGUCCCCACUGCCCCCGCCACCACCUCAUCCUCCUCUUCAUCCUCCUCUAGCACCACUGUGAGCUCCAACACUACCACCAUCACCACCUCCUCUUCAUCAGCCCUUAAACCAGGCCUUAACUGUCCCUCCAUACCAAAGCCUCCCUUACUGGCCCCGGGUCAGAUCCCCAACGGCAAGGGCCACCUCUCAGUUCUCUCGGAGAAGAAGCAGGACAGCAGUAGCAGUGCCAGUAGCAGACGCCACAUUACCAAGAAAGUGGCAGAACGUGAGUUCAAUGCAGACAUCCACUGUGGCGUUGUGGAUGUGACGUCGCGGAAACCAUGCACAAGAUCUCUAACAUGCAAGACACAUUCCUUAAGCCAGCGGAGGGCAGUGCCAGGGCGGAGGAAGCGCUUUGACACAUUGCUGGCAGAGCACAAGAACAGAGCAAGGGAGCGGGAGAAGGACAAGGAGAGAGAACUCCACCAACCCCAUUCCCAGCAAAACCCCCCUCUCAGGGAACCACACCCCUCCUCCCACCUCGCCGCUGCCCAUGACGCUCACCAGGUGGCUCAUGGCAACGGACCCGCCCCAGACGCCACUAAGCCUUCGCCGAUCGGCAAGCCCAAAUUUCACAGCCCUGGUCUUCCACGACUAAACAGCAGUCACAGCAGUAGUACCCCCGCAGACCCUGCGGUAGUCCACGAGUCACCACACCAUCCCCAAACUGCCCCUGAUGGUUUUUCACGACCCUCCAGCGACGAGGGAGAGAACGAGGAGCGGGAGGAGAACGCUGAGAAACUGGACUGUCACUAUUCAGGUUAUCACCCUCGACCGGCAGCUUACUGUACCUUUGGAAGUCGACUGUUUGGGAGAGGCUGUUACUCCUUUGACCGGCGAUGGGACAGAGUGCGAUGUGCCCUAACCACAAUGAUGGAAAAGCAUGUCAACUCUCAAAUGUGGAAGAAAAUCCCCUUGGCCUUGGAGAACGCCUCUUCCGUUGCACCUACCCAUAGGACAAGCACAAAUUCCCAUGGUAGCACUCCCUCUUCAGGCUUCCUGGGCCCCCCUGCCACCUUGCCCCAGACUCCCUACAGCCAAUCCUAUGAGGGCAAGUCAAUGCUCUCCUAUGGGACCACCUUAAAUGCCCGCAGCUCACCACAGGGCGGGGCUGAGCACCCGGCCUACGGCACCACACAGGCCCGACAAGUGUCUUCGUCGCCGCAGAUGCCUUCAGCCCACUCGUCCUCAUCCUCUUCUUCUUCAACUCCUUCCCUAGCCUCAGGCCGGGCGCUUAAGUCCCGUUCCUCCAGCAGCAGCAGCACUACCAAGUCGUCAUCGUCCUUCAGACCCAAGGAGAUCUCCUCUGGCUCCUCCACACCCGUCAUCCCCAACUCAACCGGCGGGGGCAACAGUGGGGCCAACAGUAACAGUAGCAGCACUAGCUUCAGCUCGGGGAAGAAGAGGAAGAUCAGCUCCAUCCUGUCUUCAUCCCACAGCUCCUCCGAAUCAUCCUCUUCUAAUGCCAACUACUCUUCCUCCUCCUCCUCUUUCAAGAAGAACUGUGCAAAUGUCGGCAGCUCAGGGAGCACCUACCACCACAGCUCACUAGGUCCUUCAUCCUCAUUGUCAUUAUCCUCCUCCCACAGCGGAGUCCACAGUGUGGGGCUUAACUGUGGCCCCAACGUGCGGACCAACUCACUAAGUCUCAAGGCCGAGCCCUCCGGAGGUUCGGCGGGUGGCUCCUCGGGGCCGUCUGCACGAGGUCCUCCCUCUGGAAGCCCCGCAGAGUCUAUCAAGCGCAUGAGUGUGGUAAUGAACAGCAGUGACUCCACCCUUUCCCUGGGGCCUUUUGUCCACCACCAGUCCUCUUCUGACCACCAUACCAGCUUCAGCCACCACUCCUCAGACGGGCGCCUUGAGAGUAAGAAGCGGAAAAGCUCUCCGGCCUCCAGCGGCAUUAAUAGCGGAGGUGGGGGAGGAGGGCUCGGAGGAGGAGGGGGAGCCGGACCAGGUAGACCCAAGGUGGCCAAGUCUCCUGCCAUCAACAACAUCCACGGGAAGCAUGGGCGGAGCAUUCCAGGGACGCCAGGGCUGCCCAACAACUCCCAUUUACAUCAGCCAAAGGCUCGUCCCUGACAGCGGUGUCCAGCUUCUGCGUAUGGAACUGGCAGACGGACGGGGAUUAGUCCGGAGCAGUACGAGGACUGCUCCGGACUGCACGAGGCCUUCUAAAAAAAAAAAAAAAAUCAAACCCACAUUACUCUCAGCUUCCCACAAUCCUCAGGGUGGAGAUGAUCUGGACUGCCCAGUGAAGUCAAUGUGGUCCUUACUAU
This is a messenger RNA of Scomber japonicus (chub mackerel), 3294 nucleotides long. RefSeq names its product ataxin-7. The record is from RefSeq and is a predicted model, not a curated record. Lineage: Eukaryota; Metazoa; Chordata; Actinopteri; Scombriformes; Scombridae. The coding region runs from base 245 to 3097 and encodes 950 amino acids. The transcript is spliced from 13 exons.